Molecule: messenger RNA, 2142 nt
Organism: Camellia sinensis
Lineage: Eukaryota; Viridiplantae; Streptophyta; Magnoliopsida; Ericales; Theaceae
Source: RefSeq, a predicted model, not a curated record
GGCUCCUAUAUAUUCUCUCCUCUUCUGAGGUCUCAGCUUUUUAGCAUCUGAUUCUCUCAAAUCCGGUCAUACUUACUCCUACAUAAAACAUAUAUAUAUAUAUAUAUAUUGACACAUCAUAUGCAUUGAAAGUGCAUCGCAGGUUCGAUUUUUGGAACCCUAGCUCCCCCAAACCCACACACAGAUCGAAAAUGGCCGGUGGCAAAAAUCCCAAGGGCUCAUCCCACAAGCCCUCUUCUUCCUCCUCCCACCACCUCAAGUCCCGCUGGGAGUCCGGCAACAACCCUCCCUCCGACAAAAAACCCUCCUCCUCCGCCGCCGGAGACUCCAAGGCACCACCACCGCCACCCAAACCCUCCUCAAACCAGGCCACCCCAAAAUCCGCUCCCACCCCCAGCCCUAGCCACUCAAAACCACCCACCGACCCGACCCAUCAAUCCGGCCCCGGCCCCACCCAUCCCGGAGCUCCGCCGUCUUUCCCCGACGGUAUCGGCCCUCCUCCGCCUCCUGCUUACGGGUUUCACAUGCUGGAGCGGAGGUCGUUUGUUCUCGCCGAUGGUAGUGUCAGAUCGUACUUCGCUCUGCCGCCGGACUAUCAGGAUUUUACUCCACCGCCGCCUCGACCGGUGAUGCCUCAUGGCGGUCCGGAAUUAGGGUUAGGGUUUGGUAAGCGGUUCCCUCCUCUGGGUCCCAUGAGCCCUGAAUUUCGGGACCGUGAAGAUCUGUUCAUGCGUGAUCGGAACCGGGAUUACUGGAAUUCGCUAGGGCUUGAUGGGCGUGGUGGUGGACCAAUGCCGCAUCCGGAGAAUUCACUGAAGAGGAAGGGUGGGGAUGAGGGAGAAAGGGGGUGGAAAGAUGAGAGAGAAGGAAAAGAUGGGAACGAUGAAUUUGCUAGACAAAGGCAGCAGCUUUUACAAUAUGGGAAUGCGGGUUUGAAUCCAAAUGGAUAUCCGAUUGGUUUUGGGGAGAGGGGUGAGUUUGUAGCGGGAACUAGCAAUCCCUAUCCUCGGGAUGUGGCGGAUGUAGGUAGAGGUGAUGAAUUGAGGGCGUUGAAGUAUAUGAGAGUUGGUGGGGGUUAUGAGAAUUUUCAGGGUAGGCAAGCUGGUAUUGGGGGUGACAAUGUGAGUCAUAAGCAUAAUAAUGUUGAUCAAAGUGCCUUGAAAAAGGCAUUUUUGCAUUUUGUGAAGUUGAUUAAUGAGAAUGUGAGUCAGAAGAAGAAUUAUUUGGAAAAUGGGAAGCAGGCGCCUCUUCAGUGCGUCGCCUGCGGCAGGUCUUCUAAAGAAUUUCCAGAUAUGCAUGGUCUUAUCAUGCACACAUACAACUCAGAUAGAGCCGACUUGCUUGUGGAUCACUUGGGCUUACACAAAGCUUUGUGUGUUCUUAUGGGAUGGAACUAUUCAAAACCUCCUGAUAAUUUGAAGGCAUAUCAGUCAUUAUCUGCAGAUGAAGCAGCAGUGAACCAAGAGGAUCUGAUUAUGUGGCCACCCGUGGUGAUCAUUCAUAAUACAAGUACAGGAAAAGGUAGAGAAGGGCGUGUGGAAGGUUUGGGAAACAAAGCAAUGGAUAGUAAACUUAGAGAUCUUGGAUUCGGGGGUGGCAAGUCGAAGUCCUUAUACGGAAGAGAUGGUCAUCUCGGCAUUACUCUAGUUAAGUUUGCUGGUGACCAAUCAGGCUUGAAGGAGGCUGUGAGGCUUGCAGAAUUCUUUGGGAAAGAAAACCAUGGGCGAAGGAAUUGGAACCACGUACAGUCCUUGGCAUCAGGCAAGGAUGAGGAAAAUAAUCCAAACCUUGUGAAGGUGGACGAGAAGACGGGAGAGAAGAAGAGAAUCUUUUACGGCUAUCUUGGAACCGUUGUUGAUUUGGACAAGAUGGACUUUGAGACGAGGAAGAAGGCUGUGAUUGAGAGCAGGAGGGAGUACAAGCCAACCAAGUAGAGCCUAGUAACAAGAGAACUAGGUAUUGAAUUGUAUCUUAAAUAUACUUUUGGUUUAGUAUAUGCAACUUUGAUGUCCAUUUACAUGGUGGAUAUGAAUUUGAUUGAGAAUGAAAGGUGGCUUAGUGUAAUUUGGGUUGCAGAUAACUUUUGAUGUUGAACAGGUAGACAGCUUGUGCAAAUGCAUGUUGUGUUGUUUUGUUUCUGAG